Messenger RNA from Oldenlandia corymbosa var. corymbosa, 1749 nucleotides. Lineage: Eukaryota; Viridiplantae; Streptophyta; Magnoliopsida; Gentianales; Rubiaceae. The record is from the annotation of a GenBank genome assembly.
AUGGCAGCUGUAGAUGCUCAAUAUCAUCUUCAGGGGGAGACCACCUGCGGUUCUUUACUGCAGCAAUUGCAGAAAAUUUGGGAUGAAGUUGGUGAAACUGAUGAGGAACGGGACAAGAUGCUUCUUCAGCUUGAACAGGAGUGCUUGGAUGUUUAUAAGAGAAAGGUUGACCAGGCUGCAGUCUCCAGAGCUCAUCUGCUACAGUCGUUAGCAGAUGCCAAAGUUGAACUCUCAACUCUUUUGUCUGCCUUGGGCGAAAAGACUUUUGUUGGAAUUCCUGAUAAGAGUACAGGAACAAUCAAAGAACAGCUUGCUGCUAUAGCCCCUGCCUUGGAGAAAUUGAUGAAGUUGAAAGAAGAAAGAAUAAAGGAAUUUUCUGAUGUGCAGUCACAGAUUGAAAAAAUUUGUGGAGAGAUUGCUGGAACAAUUGAUCGGUUGGAUAGACCAGCGGUUGACCAGUCUGAUUUGACACUGAAGAAGUUAGAUGAAUUUAAUGCUCAUCUGCAAGAACUUCAGAAAGAAAAGAGUGAGAGAUUGCACAAAGUUCUUGAAUUUGUCAGCACCAUUCAUGAUCUUUGUGCUGUGCUGGGGAUGGACUUCUAUAGUACUGUAACUGAAGUACAUCCGAGUUUGAAUGAUUCUACCGGUGUGCAAUCUAAAAGCAUCAGCAAUGAGACACUAUCAAGGUUGGCCAAGACUGUCCUUGCACUAAAAGAGGAUAAAAAGCAGAGACUGCAGAAGCUUCAAGAAUUAGCAACACAGCUAACUGAUUUGUGGAAUUUGAUGGAUACUCCUGAAGAGGAACGAAGUUUGUUUGACCAUGUCACUUGCAACAUAUCAGCUUCAGUUGACGAAGUCUCCAUUCCUGGAGCGCUGGCCCUGGAUUUGAUUGAGCAGGCUGAAGUUGAGGUUGAAAGGCUUGAUCAGCUAAAAGCAAGCAGGAUGAAAGAAAUUGCUUUCAAGAGACAGGCUGAGCUUGAAGAGAUAUAUGCCCGAGCUCACAUUGAGAUUGACUCAGAGGCUGCACGAGAGAAAAUUUUGGCUCUUAUCGAUUCUGGGAAUGUCGAACCUGCAGAUUUACUGGCUGACAUGGAAAAUCAGAUAGCAAAAGCAAAAGACGAGGCUCUGAGCAGGAAAGAGAUAUUGGAUAAGGUUGAAAAAUGGAUGUCAGCUUGCGAAGAAGAGAGCUGGCUUGAGGACUACAUGAGGGAUGACAAUAGGUAUAAUGCCAGUCGUGGUGCACAUUUGAAUCUUAAACGAGCUGAGAAGGCACGUGUUUUAGUGAACAAAAUUCCAGCUCUUGUUGAUAGCUUGGUCACAAAGACUAGAGCAUGGGAACAAGAACGUGGUAUCUCAUUUGCAUACGAUGGUGUUCCUCUUCUUGCCAUGCUAGAUGAAUACGCAAUGCUCAGACAUGACAGAGAAGAAGAGAAAAGAAGACUGAGGGAUCAAAAGAAAUUCCAUGAUCAAAUGAGCAAGGAACAAGAAGCAAUGUUUGGUUCAACACCCAGCCCGGCUCGUCAAGUUGGUGUGAAGAAAGUGGUAGGUCCACGAGCAAAUGGGGGUCCAAACGGAAGUGCAGGCAGACGAUUGUCUCUUCCGGCGCAUCAAAACGGUUCUAGAUCGGUGAACAAGGAUGGAAGGAGAGAAAGCGCAAGGCCUAUCGCACCGGUGAAUUAUGUUGCAAUAUCAAAAGAAGAUACUGCAUCACAUAUGUCGGGGUCAGAAGCGGCACCAAGUACACCAUAG